This is a messenger RNA of Spodoptera littoralis (African cotton leafworm), 3516 nucleotides long. The record is from the annotation of a GenBank genome assembly. NCBI's taxonomy places the organism in Eukaryota, Metazoa, Arthropoda, Insecta, Lepidoptera, Noctuidae.
AUGUUGAUUAAAGAGUACCGGAUACCACUACCUCUCACUGUAGAGGAAUACAGGAUUGCACAGCUGUAUAUGAUAGCUAAAAAGAGCAGAGAGGAAAGUUCUGGUGAAGGUAGUGGCGUUGAGAUUUUAGUUAAUGAACCAUACGAAGAUGGUCCUGGCGGAAAAGGUCAGUACACUCAGAAAAUUUAUCAUGUUGGUAGCCAUUUACCCGGCUGGUUUAAAAGUUUACUUCCAAAAUCUGCCUUAACAGUUUCUGAAGAAGCUUGGAACGCCUAUCCUUAUACAAAAACCAGAUACACAUGUCCAUUUGUUGAAAAAUUUUCAUUAGAAAUAGAAACUUAUUAUUAUUCUGAUAAUGGCCACCAAGAAAAUGUCUUCAAUCUAACUGGCAGUGAUUUAAAAAGUAGAAUAGUUGAUGUUAUUGAUGUUUGUAAAGAUCAGCUAUAUGGUGCUGACUACAUCAAAGAAGAGGAUCCUAAACUAUUUUACUCACAAAAAUGUAAUAGAGGACCGCUUAAUGAUAACUGGCUUGAAGAAUAUUGGAGUGAAGUACAAGGCAAGCCUCAACCCUUGCCAAAUGGAAAGUCUCUCAUGUGUGCUUAUAAACUCUGUAAAGUUGAAUUCAGAUAUUGGGGUAUGCAAACAAAAUUAGAAAAAUUUAUACAUGAUGUUGCAUUACGGAAAACCAUGCUAAGAGCUCAUCGUCAAGCAUGGGCAUGGCAAGAUGAAUGGUAUGGCCUUACAAUGGAUGAUAUAAGAGAGAUUGAGCGCCAAACACAAUUGGCUUUGCAAAAGAAAAUGGCUGGUGAUACAAGUGAUGAACAAGAUCUCUCUGAAGAGAAUUCCAAGUCUCUGGCAGCUACAAUGAGCAGUUUGGAAAAGAAUGAAGAUGUGCCAACACCAAUGGUUACUAAGAAAAACACUGAAAAAAGAAUUCAGAAGCAUCUGACACCUGAAGGAACCCCACCAUCAGAACACAAAUCGUCUAAAACUAAUCUUAGAUCAUCUUCAUCUGGGUCUAUUAAAAGUUUGCAAGCACAAGCUGCUAACUGGAGAAUGGAAACUCUUGUUAGAGAAUCAGAAACAGAAACAGGUUCAGAAGAUGAGUUCUAUGACUGUGAAUCCUCAUUUAAUAAAUGGUCUUCCAUGUGUUCUCUUGAUGAAGCUGACAUUGACAUUUCACCAACUCAAGGUGAUAACAGUCAAGAAGAUAGUAUUUUUAAUCCUUCUUUCUUAAAACGUGUGACCUCUGAAAGAGGGUCGCGCAGAAUGCCUAAUCUUCAGAGCCAUCCCAGUGUUGAUGGUUGCCCAGAGACUCCUGUUCAUAGUUCAUGUCCUACUACUGUUUUGAUACUUGUUUUUCAUGCUGGAAGUGUCUUAGAUGCUAAUGUAGAUAUGACAGCCAAAAAAUCGGAUGUCACUACUUUUAAAGGAGCUUUCGAAUCAGUUAUGCGACAGCAUUAUCCAACGCUUAUUGGACACAUAGCCAUAAAACUGGUAUCAUGUCCAUCUAUUUGCACUGAAGCUUUGGGUGUAUUGUCAACACUAAGUCCUUAUAGUUUCGAUUGUUCACCAUCAACUAUUGAAUCUCCGUCAUUAACAAACGAUCUUAUACCUAUUGGUGCUAUACCUUUAAUUGCCACCACAUCUCCAGAUUACGCAGAGUCCGUUACAAAAACAAUUAACUCGGCAAACUCUACAUACAGUGAAUUUCUCAGAUCUGAUGAUGGAAAAGGAUUUAAUGGACAAGUGUGCAUUGUUGGUGACAGUAUGGGUUCUGUGCUAGCGUAUGAUGCGCUUAUUAGAACUUUACAAUAUCAAUCUAGGCAUGACAGUGAAAACAGCAUCUUAGAUACAGAAAUAACUAUCCCAAAUGAUCCAAUGGAACCACAAUACCUCAAUAAGUCUCACUUACAAGCUCCAACUCCCAGGAGGCGCUCAUCUUCCACGAGUGACAACCACAUCAAAUUUGAAUUUGAAGUGAGCGACUUUUUCACUUUCGGUAGCCCCUUGUCAUUAAUAUUAGCGUCAAGAAAAAUUUCUGACGACAAAUCUCGUGACAUUAUGAAGCCACCGGUACAACAAGUAUUUAACUUGUUUCAUCCAACGGAUCCUGUUGCUUCAAGGCUGGAACCACUGCUCUCAGCUAGAUUCACUAAUUUACCACCAAUAAAUGUUGCCAGAUAUACAAAAUACCCAUUAGGCAAUGGUCAGCCUUACCAUUUAAUGGAAUUGAUACAAAGUCAUCCUCAAUUAUUUGGAGAUCACUUGCAAAUGCCGCCGACUCCUGUAUUAAGAAGACUUUCUGAAGCAUCUGUACAAAGUACUGUUAGCGGCCUGGUAGAUAACAUUCCAUUGAUCACUAUGAAUGCUUUGCAGCAAAAAUGGUGGGGAUCUAAAAGACUAGACUACGCUUUGUACUGUCCUGAAGGAUUGACCAAUUUUCCAACAAACGCUUUACCUCAUCUAUUUCAUGCCAGUUAUUGGGAGAGUUCUGAUGUCAUUGCUUUUAUAUUGCGCCAAAUUGGUCAUUUUGAUUUAGCUCUCUACGGACACUCAGAUGAUAAAGAAUGCUCUAUGUUUAAACCUGGACAAGAAAGAGAAAAAUGGAUGAGAAAACGAACGUCAGUUAAAUUGAAAAAUGUUGCUGCAAACCAUAGGGCUAAUGACGUAAUCGUAAAAGAGGGAUGUCCGCAAACAUUUUCUGCCCGUUUUAUGUACGGCCCAUUAGAUAUGAUAACGUUAACUGGCGAAAAAGUGGACAUUUACAUGAUGAAAGAUCCUCCAGCAGGUGAAUGGGCCAUGUUGUCGACUGUAGUAACUGACAAGACUGGAAGGAUAACAUAUACAUUACCAGAAAGGCAAAGUGUCGCUUGCGGGAUAUAUCCAGUAAGAGUAGUUGUUCGAGGUGACCACACGAUGUGUAAUUUUCACCUAGCUGUUGUACCUCCACAAACCGAAUGUGUUGUGUUCAGUAUCGAUGGAUCUUUCACGGCUAGUGUGUCAGUUACUGGCCGAGACCCGAAAGUAAGAGCUGGUGCUGUCGACGUCGUAAGGUUUUGGCAAGACCUUGGAUAUCUCAUUUUGUAUAUAACUGGGAGACCUGACAUGCAACAAAGAAAAGUAAUAUCAUGGCUGGCUGAACACAACUUCCCACAUGGUCUAGUAUUUUUCUCAGACGGAUUUUCAACUGAUCCGUUAGGACAUAAGGCAGCACAUUUGAACAGUCUGAUAACUGAUCACAGUGUUAUUAUGCACGCGGCGUACGGGUCAGGAAAAGACAUUACUGUAUAUCAUAACUGUGGACUUUCUCCAAAGCAAAUUUAUGCUAUUGGACGAAUUAGUAAAAAGUACAGUAACAUGGCAACGACUCUGAACGACGGUUAUGCUUCACAUUUAGCUGAUUUAAAACAACCUGGAGCUUCGAGACCUGCUAGAGGAAAUGCUCGUCUUCUCGUACCCAGGCGACUGUUAGCCCCCGUGAGCGGUGGGUCCACGUCACGAGUUCGUCGUUAA